AAAAGAAAGAAAGAAAGAAGCCACGUUAGUGUUUCCAGGUGUUUUGCACACAUUCAUCUGCUUGUCGGUGGUCACCGAGUGGUUUUUACAGAUUCAUCUUAACUGGAGUGGGGCCGGCGCAGAACUAGGGAGUGCGGGCUUCUUUUUUUGCGGCCUGCGCAGCCCCGACCUAAAUUACUCAAGAGUCAGGUCAGGACAGGAUGGUGAAUCUGUGAGAUAGAGCGACUGGAACAUGCCAUUAAGUGGGCAUUGCCAAAUAAUUUUCUGAGCAGCAAAUAGAGAUUAUCAACAAUGAAGGUUGACAGAAGCAAGUUGAAGAAAACUCCUACUGAAGCUCCUGCUGACUGCAGGAUACUUAUAGAGAAGCUCAAGGCAUGCAAUGAUGAGCAACUACUGGUUGAACUGCAGCACAUCAAGACCUGGAAUAUUGGCAAGUGUGAACUUUACCAUUGGGUGGAUCUGUUGGACCGCUUUGAUGGCAUUCUGUGUGAUGCAGGCCAGACAGUAGAGAAUAUGUCAUGGCUGCUGGUGUGUGACUGUCCAAAGAAUGGACAGCUCAAAGCCUUGCUUUUGGCAGUGCUCAACUUCACAGCUUUGCUCAUUGAGUAUAGCUUCUCUAGGCACCUCUACAGCUCCAUAGAGCACUUGACCACCUUGUUAGCGUCAUGUGACAUGCAAGUGGUCCUGUCUGUGCUGAACCUACUCUAUGUGUUCAGUAAGCGGUCCAACUACAUCACAAGACUUGGAUCUGACAAAAGGACGCCUCUCCUGGCCCGUCUGCAGCACUUGGCUGAGAGUUGGGGAGGAAAGGAGAAUGGCUUUGGUCUGGCUGAAUGUUGCAGAGAUUUGGCUAUGACGAAGUAUCCUCCCAGUGCCACCACACUUCACUUUGAAUUUUACGCUGAACCAGGCCCUGAGGUCAAAGUAGAGAGAAAGCAGACAAGUAGUAACACACUACAUUAUAUUCACAUUGAGCAGCUUGACAAGAUUUCAGAGAGCCCAUCCGAAAUCAUGGAGUCACUGACAAUGAUGUACAACAUCCCAAAAGACAAACAGACCCUACUCUUCACUCACAUUCGACUGGCCCAUGGUUUCUCAAAUCACAAGAAGAGGCUGCAGGCUGUACAGGCCCGACUACAUGCUAUCUCUAUACUGGUGUAUUCAAAUGCGCUCCAAGAGUCCGCCAACAGUAUUCUGUAUAAUGGCUUGAUAGAGGAGCUGGUUGAUGUCUUGCAGAUUACAGACAAACAGCUUGUGGACAUCAAGGCAGCCUCUUUGCGCACUUUAACUUCAAUUGUCCAUCUGGAGAGGACGCCCAAGCUUUCCAACAUUAUCGACUGCACCGGCACUGCCUCGUACCAUGGCUUCUUGCCUGUGUUGGUUCGCAACUGCAUACAAGCAAUGAUUGAUCCUCUGAUGGAACCUUACCCACACCAGUUCGCCACAGCACUCUUCUCAUUUCUCUACCAUUUGGCUAGCUAUGAUGCUGGAGGGGAGGCCCUUGUGUCCUGUGGAAUGAUGGAAGCCCUCCUUAAGGUUAUCAAGUUCUUGGGUGACGAGCAGGAUCAGAUCACCUUUGUGACAAGAGCAGUACGGGUUGUGGACCUCAUCACCAACCUUGACAUGGCUGCCUUUCAGUCCCACAGCGGCCUUUCCAUUUUCAUCUGCAGGCUAGAGCAUGAGGUGGACCUGUCGAGGAAAGAGUGCCCUUUUGUCAUCAAGCCAAAGAUCCAGAGGCCUAGUGCAGCAGUUGAGUCUGAGGACAUGGACACAGACAUGGAGAUGUCAGAAGUUGCCAUGGAAAGCAGCCCCCGACCAUCAACAUCUUCUGGCUCCAGAGUUGAGGCAGACCACCGAGCACAGAGCAGCACUGCUAACACGCCUCGUGCAGGUAUGCAGUGUAUCCCCCAGAGGGCAGCUCUGUUAAAGUCAAUGCUAAAUUUCUUGAAGAAAGCCAUCCAGGACCCUGCCUUUUCUGAUGGCAUCCGCCAUGUAAUGGAUGGGUCCUUGCCUACCUCACUCAAGCACAUCAUCAGUAAUGCAGAAUAUUAUGGCCCCUCACUGUUCCUCUUAGCGACAGAGGUGGUGACGGUGUUUGUGUUCCAGGAGCCAUCCCUGCUCUCCUCCCUGCAGGAUAAUGGUCUCACUGAUGUCAUGCUGCAUGCCCUUCUCAUCAAAGAUGUUCCUGCUACCCGCGAAGUAUUGGGUUCUCUCCCCAAUGUGUUUAGUGCCCUCUGCCUGAAUGCAAGAGGCCUGCACUCAUUUGUUCAGUGCCAGCCCUUUGAGCGCCUCUUCAAAGUGCUUUUGUCUCCCGACUACCUGCCUGCAAUGCGACGACGGCGUAGCUCUGACCCUUUAGGUGACACUGCAUCCAACUUGGGCAGUGCUGUGGAUGAGCUCAUGAGGCACCAGCCCACUUUAAAAACAGAUGCUACUACUGCCAUUAUUAAGUUGCUUGAGGAGAUCUGCAACCUAGGUCGAGCUCCUGAGUACAUCUGCCAGAAACCAUCUAUCCAGAAAGCAGAUGGCACUGUGGCAGUUCCACCAGCACGCUCCAGCCAUGCUGCUGAAGAAGCUUCAAGUGAGGAUGAAGAGGAAGAGGAGGCUCUUCAUACAUUCAGCCAGCAGCAGGGGGAACCAGAGAGCAGCAGACAGUCAGUGCCACUUGAACUGGUGGUUGGCACUGAGGAACGGAUUCCCAUUCCUCUAAUGGAUUAUAUUCUUAAUGUGAUGAAGUUUGUGGAAUCCAUUCUAAGCAACAACACCACAGAUGACCACUGUCAAGAGUUUGUGAACCAGAAGGGGCUUCUGCCUCUGGUCUCUAUUCUGGGCCUGCCCAACUUGCCCAUAGACUUCCCCACUUCAGCUGCUUGCCAAGCAGUUGCUGGUGUUUGCAAGUCCAUACUGACUCUCUCACAUGAGCCUAAAGUACUCCAGGAGGGCCUGUGCCAACUGGACAGUAUUUUGACAUCUCUGGAGCCACUUCAUCGACCCAUUGAGGUGCCUGGUGGGUCUGUGCUUCUCAGAGAACUGGCUAAUGCAGGCCAUGUCACAGAUGCCACAUUGUCAGCCCGUGCAACGCCCCUUCUACAUGCCCUAACAGCAGCGCAUGCCUACAUCCUCAUGUUUGUCCAUACUUGCAGAGUCGGACAGAGUGAAAUCAGAGCUAUUUCAGUAAACCAGUGGGGCUCCCAGCUCGGCUUGAGUGUUCUCAGCAAGCUCAGUCAGCUAUACUGCUCUCUGGUGUGGGAGAGCACCGUCCUGCUAUCCCUUUGCACCCCUAACAGUUUGCCUCCAGGAUGUGAGUUUGGGCAGGCUGACAUGCAAAAACUUGUGCCCAAAGAGGAGAAGCCAUCUGGCAGCACUGCAACAUCUUUGGUGUCUGGGUCCAGGAGACCUGAGUCAGAGGCCGUGUCUGUGGACUCAUCUGCUGGUGGUCUGCUGGAAGGCAUGGGCCUAGAUGGGGAUACCUUGGCUCCCAUGGAGACAGAUGAACCCUCUGCAACAGACCCAAAGGCCAAGUCCAAACUUACUCCAGCUAUGGCCACUCGCAUCAAACAAAUUAAGCCCCUACUCUCCGCUUCAUCUCGGUUAGGCAGGGCUUUGGCUGAGCUCUUUGGCUUGCUAGUAAAGCUGUGUGUGGGCUCCCCAGUGCGCCAACGUCGCUCCCACCAUGCCACAAGCACUGGCACUACCCCAACACCUGCUGCCAGGGCCACUGCUUCUGCCCUCACCAAGCUGCUCACCAAGGGUCUAAGUUGGCAGCCCCCACCCUACACACCCACCCCUCGCUUUAGGCUGACUUUUUUCAUCUGCUCAGUGGGCUUCACAUCUCCUAUGCUGUUUGAUGAAAGGAAGUACCCCUACCACCUCAUGCUGCAAAAGUUCUUUUGCUCGGGAGGGCACGAUGCCUUAUUUGAGACAUUUAACUGGGCCCUGUCAAUGGGAGGGAAGGUACCCGUGUCCGAGGGUCUGGAGCAUCCUGAUCUACCAGAUGGAACCGGGGAGUUUCUGGAUGCCUGGUUAAUGCUGGUGGAGAAGAUGGUAAAUCCAAGCACUGUGCUGGACUCACCCCAUUCCCUGCCAGCUAAAAUGCCUGGGGUCACACCCACCAUGCCACAGUUCAGUGCCCUACGGUUCCUCAUUGUCACCCAGAAGGCUGCAUUCAACUGCAUCCGUAACCUGUGGAAUAGGAAGCCACUGAAGGUGUACGGGGGCAGGAUGGCUGAAUCCAUGCUGGCCAUUCUCUGCCACAUACUAAGAGGAGAGCCUGUUAUCCAGGAGCGCCUGGCAAAGGAGAGGGAGGGAACAGUGCGCCCAGAUGAUGAGGGAACCUCUGCCAGUUCGUUGGCACCUGGCGUGGCUCCAGGAGCAUCUUCAUCAAGUGGAGAGGCACCAGCAGUGAGUGGAUCAACUUCUGGAGGGCCAGCUGGAGGAUCAGCUGAUGAUUCUACCAAUUCUACCCCUAGACGUGAGCCCCAGGUUAACCAGGCUCAGCUAACACAGGGAAGAGGCAACAGGAUAGGGAGGCAUACACAGACCCAACACCAGCCUCUUCAGCAGCUGAUGGAUAUGGGUUUCUCAAGAGAACAUGCCAUGGAGGCCCUACUGAACACCAGCACCAUGGAGCAGGCAACUGAGUACCUACUUACACACCCUCCUCCACUUCUUGGUGGAGCAGUAAGAGAUCUGACUAUGUCUGAAGAAGACCAGAUGAUGAGGGCAAUUGCCAUGUCACUCGGGCAAGAGGUCAGCAUGGAGCAGCGCUCUGACUCUCCUGAGGAAGCAGCACGUCGGCGUGAGGAGGAGGACAGGAGAGCCAGGGAACGGGCAGAAGAGGAGGAGGCACGCUGCUUGGAGCGCUUCAUGGAGGCUGAGCCGCUGGACCCCCAGGAGCUACACGCCUUCACUGACACCAUGCUGCCUGGCUGCUUCCAUCUUUUGGAUGAGCUACCUGACACAGUUUAUCGACUAUGCGACCUGCUAAUGACUGCCAUAAAGAGAAGUGGUCCUGAAUACAGGGAUCUCAUCCUUGGCCAAGUUGUCCAGCAGGUGUGGGAGGCAGCAGACGUGCUAAUCAAAGCAGCUGAGCCGCUGACUACUAGUGACACAAAGACAGUAUCUGAGUGGACCAGGCAGAUGGCCACACUGCCCCAGGCCUCCAAGCUGGCAACAAGAAUUCUGCUGCUCACCUUGCUCUUUGAGGAACUAAAGCUGCUGGGUGCCAGAGUGAUUGAAAACAGUGGAAUUCUUGAUUUGCUCAUAAAGCUGCUUGAGGUUGUUCAGCCUUGCCUGCAAGCAGCUAAAGAACACAAAGACAUCCAGACACCAAAAUGGAUCACACCAGUGCUGUUGAUCAUUGAUUUUUAUGAAAAGAUGGCAGUCUCUUCAAAGCGCCGGGAACAAAUGAACAAGUAUUUGCAGCCAAAUGGGAAUAACUGGCGAUGGUUUGAUGACCGCUCAGGCCGUUGGUGCAGCUACAGCGCAUCCAACAACAGUACCAUUGACUCAGCAUGGAGGGCUGGAGAGAGCAGUGUCCGCUUCACAGCUGGACGGCGGCGAUACACUGUGCAGUUUAACACCAUGGUGCAGGUAAAUGAAGAAACUGGUAAUAGGAGGCCAGUUAUGUUGACUCUUCAGAGAGUGCCUCGAAUCCCCAAGCCUGCCAAGGGUGGUAGUGUUACUGACUCUGAGAGAGAGGAGGGUGACCGAGGCAAAGUGGAGGAAAGCCAGACUGAUCUGGAUUCAGGGACAGGAGUGGAGAUGAGUGCUCCUAAGGAUGAUUCCAGCCAGUUGAAGGAGACAACCUCUGGUCCCUCAUCUUCCCUGGAGUCUGACUACUCUCAGGGAUCUGAUAUUGUUGUACAAGGCCUGACUGAGGACAUGACCACUGUUCUUAUUCGGGCCUGUGUCAGUAUGAUUAGUGUUCCUGUGGACCCAGACACCCUUCAUGCUACACUGCGUCUCUGUUUGCGCCUUACACGCAAUCACCACUAUGCAAUGAUGUUUGCUGAGCUGAAGAGCACACGGAUGAUUUUGGGGUUGACACAGAGCUCUGGCUUCAAUGGCUUCACACCACUGGUUACUCUGUUAUUUAGACACAUCAUAGAAGAUCCGGCCACACUGCGGCACACCAUGGAGAAGGUGGUGAGAUCAGCAGUGACCAGUGGAGCAGGUAGUACCACAUCAGGAGUGGUCUCGGGCAGCCUUGGUUCCAGAGAAAUCAAUUAUGUCCUUCGUGUCCUGGGCCCAGCUGCCUGCCGUAACCCUGAAUGUUUUACUGAAACUGCUAGCAACUGUAUCCGCAUUGCUCUGCCUGCACCUCGUGGAGCUGGCACAACUUCUGAUGAUGAGUUUGAGAACCUUCGAAUUAAGGGGCCUAACGCUGUGCAGCUGGUGAAGACCACUCCUCUGAAACUUUCACCAUUACCACCUAUCCCAGACACUAUCAAAGAGGUCAUCUAUGACAUGCUUAAUGCUUUGGCUGCCUACCAUGCUCCUGAAGAACCUGAGCGCCCAGAAGAACGUGCAGCAGCUGUACCAGGUGGUCAAGACCUCUGCCAGAUUUUGCAGGAUGUUGGUGAUGAUGUUUACCAGCAGUACCGGCUCACCCGUCAGGGAAGCGACUUUGACUCCCAGUCGGCAUUCCAUAUCAAUACCCAAGUAUUUGCUGCUGAUGGAGGUGUUGCGGAGUCUUCCCAGUCUGGCACCCCACAAGGAGAAGCCUCCACACCAGAAGAAAUGCGGGAGGAGAAGAAGGAACAGGAGGGAGAGAAAAGUACCACUUCAGAUGAGAGUAAAGCCGCUAAGGUAAAGGCAAGCAAGCCUUUAAUGCCUACUUCUACCAUCCUGAGACUACUGGCUGAACUGGUACGCUCCUAUGUGGGAAUCGCGACACUAAUUGCCUCCUACUGUUACACUGCUGGGCAGUCUGAACUCAUUAAGGAGGAUUGCAGUGUCCUAGCCUUUGUGCUUGACCACUUGCUGCCUCACACCCAGAAUUCAGAGGACAAAGACACUCCAGCCUUGGCACGUCUUUUUCUAGCCAGCCUAGCAGCUGCUGGGACAGGCACUGAUGCCCAGGUUUCCUUAGUGAAUGAGGUAAAGGCUGCCCUUAGUCGAGCCCUAGCGAUGCCAGAAGGUGCUGAAAAACAUGCCAGGCUUCAGGCAGUGAUGUGUAUUAUCAGCACCAUCAUGGAGUCAUGUCCCUCCACAUCCAGUUUCUAUAGCACAGCAGCUGCCAAGACACAACAUAACGGCAUGAACAAUAUCAUAAGACUCUUUCUUAAGAAAGGACUGGUCAACGACUUGGCGCGUGUGCCACACAGCUUAGAUUUGUCCAGUCCCAACAUGGCGAACACAGUGAAUGCUGCCUUGAAGCCUCUGGAGACUCUGUCACGAAUUGUUAACCAACCUAGCAGUCUCUUUGGGGGCAAAGGAGGCUCCAGCAAGAACAAGACAGAGCACGACCCCGUCGGCACUGCCAGGGACAGCAACAGCAACACUCAAGACCAAGGAGAGUCAGGUGAGGCAGAGCCUGUGGAUGGCAGCCACAGAGUCCAAGGAACAGACAGUGACCUGAUGGAUGGAGAAACCGAGGGAGACACAGUGGUCAUUGCUGGCCAGCCAGAGGUUCUCAGCACACAAGCUAUGCAGGUAGAGAAUGAGUUGGUGGAUCUGAUUGAUGAGCUGUUGGAAAGAGAUGCCGGCACGGUCAACAGCACAAUUAUAGUUGGACGCAGUGGUGAAGAUGAAUCGCAAGAGGAUGUGUUGAUGGAUGAAGCUCCCUCCAAUAUCAGCCAGGCAUCCACUCUUCAGGCCAACCGAGAAGACUCCAUGAACAUUUUGGAACCAGAGGAUGAGGAGCACACACAGGAGGAAGAUUCUAGUGGCAGCAAUGAUGAUGAAGACAGCCAAGAUGAAGAGGAGGAAGAGGAAGAAGAGGAGGAGGAGGAUCAGGAUGAUGAAGAAGGAGAUGAGGAUGAUGAUGAUGAAGGUUCAGAGAUGGAGUUGGAUGAAGACUUUCCUGACAUCAAUGCUGCACCACACAUCCGCUUUGAGAGGUUUGACAGGGAUGAUGACCUCAUCAUCGAGUUUGACAACAUGUUCUCCAAUAAUGCUGACAUUCCUCCUUCCCCAGGCAACAUCCCUAGCUCCCACCCACUGAUGGUGCGUCAUGCUGACCACGGAUCCCUCACCCUAGGUGUGGCAGGCACUAGUAGCCGCUUGGCGCAGGGCAUGGGUCGCAGCCAGCGAACACUGCGCCAGCUCACUGCCAACAGUGGACACACCAUCCAUGUCCACUAUCCCCAUAAUCGUCAGCCCAACCCACCACUUAUCUUGCAAAGAUUACUGGGCCCCAGUGCAGCAGCAGACAUUCUACAGCUUUCCAGUUCUCUGCCUCUGCAGUCACGUGGUCGUGCCCGCCUUUUGGUUGGAAAUGAAGAUGUGCAUAUCAUAGCUCGUUCUGAUGAUGAGUUAUUAGAUGACUUCUUCCAUGAGCAGAGCAGUACCGGAGGUCAAGCGGGGACCCUCUCUAGUAUUCCUACUGCCUUGACUAGAUGGACAGAUGAGUGUAAAGUCCUGGAUGCUGAGAGUAUGCACGACUGUGUUGCAGUGGUGAAGGUGCCUAUCCUGCAGCAUCUGGAGAAUCUGCGAGAUGAGGAGCUGGAAGAACGUAGCGAGAAGAGGAGGCGGCAGUUAGCUGAGGAGGAGGAGUCCAAACAAAAUGAGAGGAGAGCCUCCGGAGCAGAACAGGCCAGAGAACAGAGCCUGCAGGGUUCUGGGUUGGGGACAGUUAAUGGUGCAGAGAACACAGCAGAAGGUGAGCAGGCUCAGGGUGGUGCUGUGUCAUGUCUGGAUCCACCCAGGGUCUCAGAGGGCUUCCUCACUGCUCCGCCAUCUGGAGAGGUCACUCCAACCACACCUGCUCCUCACGAACAGGCCCUAGUCUCCCUGGAGACUGCUAUUAGUCAGCAGGUCCACCAACCAAUAGCUGACCUUUUACUGGCCGAGUCGCAUGCUAGCUCACUGGCUGCUCUGGCAGGGGCUGGCCUUCCACCCUUGUCAACAGCUGAGAGGCCAAACAGUGAAGCAGAGGCAUCACAGAUGGAAAUGUCCCCGGCACCCACAAUUGGUGAGAGAGUCGGAGGAGGAGGAGGUGGUGGAACAUUGGAUGAAGUCAGGGAAGCUUCCCUAAGUCCAGACAUUGUAGAGAACUCUGAACCUGCAGCAGCUGGUGUAUCGCAACUGGAGGGGUCACCAAUGGAUACCAGCAGCCCUGCCUCUGCCACUCAGGAAGAAGCUGGCCCCAACACUGCCCAACCCACCCAGCUGUCUCAGGAGCUGUCUGGAAGUGGGGAGAGUGGCCUAACUGACAGGCAGACAGAUGCAGAAACUGGUUCUACUUCUGUUUCAUCCCCUGGGGAAACUAUGCCCCGGAGUGACAGUGCUGACAGCCAGUCUCAGGCCAUCCAGGAAGAGCCCCUUCCCUCUACAAGCAAUGAAGAAGAGGAUCCACUUGCAGGCAUCAAUCUGCCAGAGGGUGUAGAUCCCUCCUUCUUGGCAGCGCUUCCUGAGGAUAUCCGCCGAGAGGUGCUGCAGAAUCAGCUUGGCAUCAGACCACCCUCCCGUCCUCCAGCUGCUACAAGCCUGCCCUCUACUACCGCACCUGUACUGGGAGGGCCUGGGGUUACAGAGGUCAGCCCUGAAUUCCUGGCAGCAUUGCCACCUGCCAUUCAGGAGGAGGUUCUUGCCCAGCAACGAGCAGAGCAGCAGCGUAGGGAGCUGGCCCAGCAGCCUCCACAAGGAGACACACCUUUGGAUCCUGUGACUUUCAUCCAGACGCUGCCCUCCGAGCUCCGUCGUAGUGUCCUCGAAGACAUGGAGGACAGCGUGUUGGCUGUGAUGCCUCCCGACAUUGCUGCUGAAGCUGCUGCAUUACGCCGAGAGCAAGAGGCACGUCAGAGACAACUGAUGCACGAGAGGCUGUUUGGUCAUAGUUCAUCUUCAGCGCUUUCAGCCAUCUUGCGCUCACCAGCCUUCACUAGUCGAUUAGGAAGCAAUCGUGGCGUCCAGUACACUCGACUUGCUGUGCAGAGAGGAGGGACAUUUCAGAUGGGGGGAGGAACAAAUCACAGACCAUCCAGUUCAAGUGUGGACUCUCUGUUGCGCCUGCGUGGACGGUUGCUCCUGGACCAUGAGGCUUUGUCCUGCCUGCUGGUUUUGCUGUUUGUGGAUGAACCGAAGCUCAACACCAGCCGUCUGCACCGUGUGCUCAGGAACCUCUGCUACCAUUCUCAGACACGUGGGUGGGUCAUUCGCAGUCUGUUAUCCAUCCUCCAACGCAGCAGUGAGAGUGAGGUAUGCGUGGAGACCUCACGUCUAGAGGACUCUCGUGGGAAGAGGACCAACCAGGGAAGCUGUGGAGGAAAAGGUGCAGCCACCUCGUCCCUCUCUUCAUCCUCCUCUUCUUCUUCAUCCCCAGCUUCCUCCUUAGAGUUAUUGAACCGGGUGGAGUCUCGCAGCUCCAGUCAGCUUUCCUGGCUCUCUGUUUCUAUGGACGCAGCCUUGGGUUGCCGGACAAAUAUUUUUCAGAUUCAGCGAGCAUCAGGUAGGAAGCAUGCCGACCGUCAUUCAACUGGUGGCUCUUCAGGUUCUGGGACAUUGGGAGGAGGAGUGUCAGGGGGUGCUGCAAGUGUUACAUGUGCUGGAGGUGGAGGCUCCACUGUUCACAUCCACCCACAGGCUGCUCCAGUGGUCUGUCGACAUGUUCUGGACACACUUAUCCAGCUAGCUAAGGUGUUCCCCAGCCACUUCACGCAGCAACGUUGUAAGGACUUGUCAGCUUCGUCUUCUGACCUAGAUUCACGUCUUUGUUCAGGCUCCUCUGGAGGAGGGGGUGGAGGUGGGGGCUCCAGGUCAGGGUCACAGUCUCAGAGCAACCCUAAUGCCUCCAACACCCAGAACUCCCUAGGGUCUUCUGCCUCUAUUCCCCAGUCCCUGGGAAUCUCCACCGAUUUUUGGGACUUAUUAGUCAAACUUGACAACAUGAAUGUCAGCCGCAAGGGCAAAGCCUCAAUGAAGACAGUGCCUCUAGGUGGAAGUGCAGAGGCAGAGGGAGCCCAGUUCAGCUUAGAGACCUCUCCUCUAGGCCAGCUGAUGAACAUGCUGUCCCAUCCUGUAAUCAGACGGAGCUCCUUGCUCACUGAAAAGCUGCUGCGCCUGCUCUCCCUUAUAUCCAUUGCCCUGCCUGACAACAAGGCCACAGAGGUGCCUGCUGGACACCCAACUCCACAGGCUCCCAACCCCAACACAGCAACCAGCUCAGGAGCCACACCCUCAGUCACAACACAAGGCGCACCCGCAGUGGGCUCUAUCCAGUCCACUGUGGCAGGCCCAGGGGUUUCUGUAGGAGCUGUAGCCCAGGGUACAUCCUCAGGGACAAGUAUAGCAACCUCCCAGACAUCUUCUACAACAAUCUCUAUACCCAUGUCUACUGGAACAGCUUCUUCAGGAGGAAAACAGAGGGGCGCUGCUAGCAAUACAGAGAGUGAAAAGAUGGCAUCCACUGGACUGACAGAGAAACAGCUUCAGCUCUCUGUCGAGGUGUUGACAUCUCACUCGUGUUCAGAGGAAGGCCUGGAAGAUGCAGCUAACAUUUUGCUGCAGCUAUCUAGAGGAGACGCUGCCACCAGAGACACUGUGCUCAGACUGCUGCUUAGUGGAGCAAGACAUCUCGGAUACACUCUUUGCAAACAGAUCGGGACAUUAUUGGCUGAGCUUAGAGAGUACAACUUGGAGCAGCAGAGACGGGCACAAGCUGAUUCACAUUCCCCUGAUGCACCUCCUGAGGAUUCCUCCAUAUCAGCCAGACUGAAGGGCAAGAUGACUAGCAGGUUAGCUAGUGACAAUUCUCAUUGGUUUGACGGGUCAGAGAGCGUGGUGAUUGUUGCGGCACAGAAGCGCACCCUUGGGGGGCGUGAAUUACAACUUCCUUGUAUGAGCUCACUAACAUCCAAGACAUCGACACAGAAGUUUUUCUUGCGAGUGCUGCAGGUUAUUAUCCAGCUCCGUGAGGAUACAAGGCGUGCCAACAAGAAAGCCAAACAGACAGGGCGCUUAGGCUCCACCAGUUUGGGCUCUGCAAGCAGCAUCCAGGCUGCGGUGCGUCAGCUGGAAGCCGAGGCCGAUGCCAUCAUCCAGAUGGUGAGAGAGGGGCAACGGGCACGUCGGCUGCAACAGGCCCCCCCACCCACCGCCCCUUCUGCCUCUGCCGCCGUUGCUGCCGGAUCCUCAGUAGCUGCCCCUCAUCCUCCCGCUGGGGCUGCUCCCCCUGUUGGCACGGCUGCUGCUGCUACGUCUGAAGGACAGUCAGUUUCAGAAUCCCAGGCAGCACAGAGAGAUGAUUCUCCAAUGGAUGUGGACCAACCAUCUCCUCUAGAGCAAGACCCUGCACCUCUGGAUGAAGAAGGAAAUGGUCAAUCAGAGAGUGAAGAGAGACUUCCAGAUCUCCCUCUGCUCAGUGAGCAGCUGUUGUUGGAUGAACUAUGGGACAUGCUCGGGGAGUGUCUGAAAGAGCUGGAGGAGUCCCAUGACCAGCAUGCUGUAUUGGUUCUUCAGCCUGCUGUGGAGGCCUUCUUUCUAGUCCAUGCCACGGAGCGAGAGAGCAAACCUCCUGUGAGGGAUACACGGGAGAGCCAGCUUUCUCACAUCAAAGAUGAACCUCCACCACUGUCUCCUGCACCUCUUACACCUGCCACACCUUCAUCUCUAGACCCGUUCUUUUCCAGGGAGCCAUCCUCCAUGCACAUCUCUUCAAACCUGCCACCAGACACCCAGAAGUUCCUACGCUUUGCUGAAACUCACCGCACAGUGCUUAAUCAGAUCCUGCGUCAGUCAACCACUCACUUGGCUGAUGGACCGUUUGCAGUAUUGGUUGACUACAUACGCAUCCUAGACUUUGAUGUUAAGAGGAAGUACUUCCGCCAAGAAUUGGAACGACUGGAUGAAGGCCUGAGGAAGGAGGAUAUGGCUGUGCACGUGAGGAGAGAUCAUGUGUUUGAGGACUCUUACAGGGAGCUGCAUCGCAAGAGCCCAGAGGACAUGAAGAAUAGGCUAUACAUUGUUUUUGAAGGGGAGGAGGGCCAGGAUGCUGGUGGCCUGCUGAGAGAAUGGUACAUGAUCAUCUCCCGGGAGAUGUUCAACCCAAUGUACGCCCUGUUCCGUACUUCGCCAGGGGACCGUGUCACCUAUACCAUCAACCCAUCAUCCCACUGCAACCCCAACCAUCUCAGCUACUUUAAGUUUGUGGGUCGUGUUGUGGCAAAGGCAGUCUAUGAUAAUCGGUUACUGGAAUGCUACUUCACCCGCAGCUUCUACAAGCACAUCUUGGGCAAAAGUGUCAGGUAUACGGACAUGGAAAGUGAGGAUUACCCAUUCUUCCAGGGUUUGGUUUACCUGUUGGAAAAUGAUGUUUCCACCCUGGGCUAUGAGCUGACAUUCAGCACAGAGGUCCAAGAGUUUGGGGUAUGUGAAGUCAGAGACCUCAAGCCAAAUGGAGCCAAUAUUCUGGUCACAGAGGAAAACAAAAAGGAGUAUGUGCACCUGGUGUGCCAGAUGAAGAUGACAGGUGCAAUCCGCAAGCAACUGGCAGCCUUUCUUGAAGGUUUCUAUGAGAUCAUCCCCAAGAGACUGAUCUCCAUCUUCACUGAGCAGGAGCUGGAGCUGCUCAUUUCUGGCCUGCCAGCUAUUGACAUCGAUGACCUCAAGGCCAACACUGAAUAUCACAAGUACCAGUCCAGCUCCAUCCAGAUUCAGUGGUUCUGGAGGGCUUUGCGGUCAUUUGAUCAGGCAGACCGGGCCAAGUUCCUACAGUUUGUCACUGGCACAUCCAAAGUUCCCCUGCAGGGCUUUGCAGCUCUGGAGGGCAUGAACGGUAUCCAGAAGUUCCAGAUCCACCGUGAUGAUCGAUCCACUGACCGCCUGCCAUCUGCUCACACCUGCUUUAACCAGCUGGACCUUCCAGCCUACGAGAGCUACGAGAAGCUGAGACACAUGCUGCUGUUGGCCAUUCAGGAAUGCUCCGAGGGAUUCGGACUGGCUUAAACUCUGAGACUCUUAACACACACAGACUUGCAUACACUUAAUUUUAGGUUUGCCUACUCCUGACACAUUCACACUGAUAACCUUUGAACACACACAUACAUACACACACACACACACACACACCAUUAUAGACAUUACUGGAUUACUUGUUGAAUGGCCUAGACUUGCUGGUUUCGAUUCCAUAUAAAACCGAUAAAACCAGCAAGUGAAAUAGACUGAUUGACGUUGCGUACAACACAGAGAGCCUCAUUUUGACACUGUUGUGUCUCCCUUCCCAAUUUAAUGGCAAAUGCAAAGGAUAAAACAUGGACUAAUAUAAAAGAUGUUUUCUUCAUUUAGUUUGAUUUCUCUGUACAAAAGGUUUGGGAGUUUAUUAUGUUCAAUCUUUUUUUGUUCUCUGGCUGUGUAAAAAGAAAAAAUAGAAUGUUUGAACAGGAUGGUUAUAAAACCUUUGGGGAAAAAAUGUUGGUGGUUUCCUGUUGCAAAUUUGUGACCUCACAAGCCUUGAUGAUGGGGAACAUUUUUAUGGGGGGUAUAUGAACAACUUGAAAAGUUUUGGAGCUAUUCACAAAAAUGCACUUUUCAAAGUUUUGUGGCAUUUUUAAGGAUGGUACAAAAAAUGAAGAGAAAACCUGAAGGAGAUUUAAAAAAAA
This is a messenger RNA of Archocentrus centrarchus (flier cichlid), 14759 nucleotides long. It is a transcript of the gene huwe1, whose product is annotated as HECT, UBA and WWE domain containing E3 ubiquitin protein ligase 1. Gene Ontology annotation, molecular function: protein binding; zinc ion binding; ubiquitin protein ligase activity. NCBI's taxonomy places the organism in Eukaryota, Metazoa, Chordata, Actinopteri, Cichliformes, Cichlidae. The record is from RefSeq and is a predicted model, not a curated record. Gene Ontology annotation, cellular component: nucleus; Golgi membrane; cytoplasm. The transcript is spliced from 82 exons. The coding region runs from base 292 to 14106 and encodes 4604 amino acids. Gene Ontology annotation, biological process: ubiquitin-dependent protein catabolic process; membrane fusion; Golgi organization.